CACUAAGCUUACAAGGAUUUUGUGAGACUCUCUAGGAGGGAAAACAAAGACAUGCAUAAUUGCUACUAUUUCUCCUUCUGCUUAUUGUAUGGAUGAAACACUAAGUACACUAGACUAUGCUAGACGUGCAAAAAGCAUAAAGAAUAAGCCUGAGGCAAACCAAAAGGUUUCAAAGGCCAUUUUGCUGAAGGACUUGUGCAUAGAAAUUGAGAGGAUGAAAGAAGGUACAUUCAUCACCAAUUUGUGUUGGAGUUGCUUGGAAUAUUGCCAAUGUGCAUUCUGGUUCAUCAGUGGCUGUUUUGGUAUUGGAGUUGUUGGGUUGUAUGUUUUUCUUCUUCUUCCAACAUCUUUUGUUUCACUGUAA
Molecule: messenger RNA, 364 nt
Organism: Vigna angularis (adzuki bean)
Lineage: Eukaryota; Viridiplantae; Streptophyta; Magnoliopsida; Fabales; Fabaceae
Product: kinesin-like protein KIP1
Exons: 3
Coding region: 89-364 (91 amino acids)
Biological process (GO): microtubule-based movement
Molecular function (GO): ATP binding; plus-end-directed microtubule motor activity; microtubule binding
Source: RefSeq, a predicted model, not a curated record